Molecule: messenger RNA, 2732 nt
Organism: Planococcus citri (citrus mealybug)
Lineage: Eukaryota; Metazoa; Arthropoda; Insecta; Hemiptera; Pseudococcidae
Product: acetylcholine receptor subunit alpha-like 1
Exons: 7
Coding region: 264-1934 (556 amino acids)
Biological process (GO): chemical synaptic transmission; signal transduction; monoatomic ion transmembrane transport
Cellular component (GO): postsynaptic membrane; plasma membrane; neuron projection
Molecular function (GO): acetylcholine-gated monoatomic cation-selective channel activity; transmembrane signaling receptor activity
Source: RefSeq, a predicted model, not a curated record
UGCUGGAAGCAGUAAAAGCUCAUAAGUAGCGAAGAAACAUUCGUAGUGAUAGGAUUUUACGGAUGGGGUGGGGUCAUUAGAAAUCGUAAAAUUAUUAUUCAUUCGGUAUUACGAUGAAUUUCAAAAGAAUUCGAAUCGAUGAAUCGAGGUGGAAGUGUAACGAAUUAAGUGGUCGUAAAUUAAUGCACCUUACAUAGGUGUAUGGUCGGUUACCCCGUCAUGAGAUCAAAAUUUCUUCGUGAUAUUCUGACUGAUGCCAAAAGAUGGAUUUUAGUGGUGUGGCUGUUCUAUGGCUACUACAGCUGAUUAAUGGUUGUCUUUUAAUAGAAGCCAAUCCAGAAGCUAGACGAUUAUAUGAUGAUUUACUUACCAACUAUAAUCGUCUUAUAAGACCUGUCGGUAAUAAUUCUGAUCGUUUAACGGUGAAAAUGGGACUGCGUUUAUCUCAGCUUAUAGAAGUAAAUUUGAAAAAUCAGGUCAUGACCACCAGCGUUUGGGUAGAACAAGAAUGGACUGAUUAUAAAUUAAAAUGGAAUCCUGACGACUAUGGAGGAUUGGAUUCAUUACACGUACCUUCUGAACACAUAUGGAUUCCGGAUAUAGUUUUAUAUAAUAAUGCCGAUGGAAACUACGAAGUAACAAUAAUGACAAAAGCAAUCGUAUAUUCAACCGGGAGAGUCGUAUGGAAACCUCCAGCAAUUUACAAAUCAUUCUGUGAAAUAGAUUUAGAAUAUUUUCCAUUUGAUGAACAAACAUGUUUAUUAAAAUUUGGUUCCUGGACCUACGAUGGUUACAAAGUUGAUUUACAACAUUUAUCCGGAGACCCAAACUCCGACACUGUUGACUACGGUAUGGAUCUCCAAGAUUUCUACUUAUCAGUGGAAUGGGAUGUGAUGAAAGUGCCGGCGGUUAGGCACGAAAAAUACUACAGUUGUUGCGAAGAACCAUAUUUAGAUAUCGUCUUCAAUUUAACGUUAAGACGAAAAACGUUAUUUUAUACUGUUAAUUUGAUAAUUCCCUGCGUAGGGUUAUCAUUUCUUUCCGUAUUAGUAUUUUAUUUACCUUCCGACUCCGGAGAAAAAGUAUCACUUUGUAUAUCGGUGCUCGUAUCUCUAACUGUAUUUUUCUUAUUAUUAGCUGAAAUUAUACCUCCUACUUCUCUGACCGUACCACUACUCGGUAAAUACUUAUUAUUUACCAUGGUCCUGGUUACCUUAUCGGUAGUAGUAACUAUAGCCGUAUUAAAUGUAAAUUUUCGCUCCCCAGUUACCCAUCGUAUGAAACCCUGGGUGCAUAAAAUGUUUAUACAAAUACUGCCUAAAGUAUUGUUAAUGGAAAGACCCAAGAAAGAAAAUGACGAUGACGAAGACAGGCCGGAAGAAAUUCUAACGGGUGUUUUUGAAAUUCCGAAUAAUUUAGAUAGUUUUGCACCCUAUCAUACAUCCAAACCUUUCCCUGAUAAUAAUAUUGAUUAUUCAAUACCAACUCUUGGUCUUCCUGCUCCUCGAUAUGACACGAGCAUGUCUACGAGUACAGUUUUACCUAGCUUAGAUGAAGCACAGUUUAACGCUGAUUGCGGACUGGACGACGAAUACAACAGCAAUGGCGCUUUAGCUUCGAAUAAUCUGUCGGAUGGUAGUCCUGUUUUCGAAGCCGAAAGAGUUCGAUCCCUUGAAAAGACUAUCGAAGAUGCAAAAUUCAUCGCUCAACACGUUAAAAAUAAAAAUCGCUUCGACGAGGUGAUAGAGGAUUGGAAAUAUAUCGCCAUGGUGUUGGAUAGAUUAUUUUUAUGGAUUUUUGCGUUAGCUUGCGUUCUCGGAACAACUUUGAUUAUUCUACAAGCACCGUCGUUGUAUGACACUACGCUACCGAUCGACGUACAAUAUUCGAAAAUCGCUAAAAGGAAAUUGGCCAGAAUGAAUUCACCGUCGUAAAGGCAGCGACGAAAACUGUAACUACCUUUUAUAGUUUUCCAGACGAUUUUUUUUUAUCAAGCUCAAUUUUUAAAUUGUAGUUGAUUAGAUAUUCAUUAUUAAUUUGAUUAUUUUCGUCGCUUAUAUGGUGUGUAUGUCUAUGUAUGUUUUUUUUCUACAACAUGUUGUACAAUUUUUAUUAUUUCUCGCUCAUGAUUACCGGUAGAAUAUUUUGAUGAAUAGGUGUUGAACGUUAUGUAAUUUUAGACAAUUUUUAUACAUACUAUAUAAUACAUAUAAAUAGUUGAAUUGUUGUUCGUUUUUAUAUUACUAUUAUACUUACUUAUACCUUGUAAACUGUAUAAUGUAUAUGGUGUUUUUGACGUAAAAAUUUCUUCGAAGUUUUUAUAUGCUUAAUAAUUUCUUAACGCUUUUCAUUUUUUUUCCUUUUUUGUUAUCAAAAAUUCAUUUAUUUUUUAUUUUUAUAGGUUCACGUACAAUAACAAUUUUUAGCCUAACUUAUAUUUGUGUGUUUGAAAAAUAAAAAAGUAUAAUAUAAACAAACGAUUUAAAAACAAAUGUUUAAAUUUUUGUACGUGCCCAUGCAAUAAAUUCAUCUCAUUUUACAAAUUUUUUUAUUUUAAAAAAUUGAAAAAUAAACUUGCGCAUUACGUUGCUUAUGAUGAUGCUUAACUCAUGUUUAAAAAUAUAACUUAAAUGUACCUACGUUAUAAAUGUGAACGUUUAAUUUAUAAUUUUCAUUAUCAUCUGCGGCGUUGACAAUGAUUUAAUAUAAUACAUUUUUUUCUGUUUUGUUAA